GGAAUAUUGGACUCUGGAUGUAAUUUGUCGGGGUCCACGCUGUCUGACAGAUGCACGGUAUACGUAUGUGAGCGCGAUGCACGGUUGGGCGGGUUGGAGGGCGCCGCUUGCACCGGCGCCCGGGGCCACGCCGGUCCCCGCGCCGCUCCCCCCCUGCAGUACAUGUUUCGCCGCAUCAUUUCUUUCUACCCCCUCCUCGUGGUGUUCAAGUUCCUCAAGGUUUGCUCCUACUCCCCCCGGCUCGCGCUCAUGACGGAGACCCUGUCGAAGGCUUCCGUGGACAUCUUCCACUUCGCGGUGGUGUUCUUCACCGUGUUCCUCAUUUACACGAUCUCGGGCAUGCUGCUGUUUGGGCAGGAGCUCCUGAUGUUCUCCACCACGGAGCGGGCCCUCGACGCGACCUUCAAGAUCGUGAUGGGCGACUUCGACUGGGAAGAGAUGAGGCGCAUCGGCAGACUCGAGGCGUGGAUCUGGUUCGUGACCUUCAUGUUGCUGGUGAACCUCAUCAUGCUCAACAUGUUGAUUGCUAUCAUCAUGGACGUCUACGCCGAGGUGAAGAGCUCGCUUCCCGCCGACGCGGACACGCUCUGGUCGCACGGGUACUGGAAAAGUGUAAAAGCAUCCGCGGCGAUGGCGUCGACCAGCCUCGACACGAAGCGACUUGCGCGACGCACCGCCAAUGCUGGCAUCACGAAGUGCCUGAUGGCAGACGGCAUCCUGAACGCCCUUAUCUUUGAUGGCAACCUCAAUGCCGCCGAGGUUUAA
Prorocentrum cordatum is the source of this 765-nucleotide messenger RNA. Lineage: Eukaryota; Dinophyceae; Prorocentrales; Prorocentraceae. The record is from the annotation of a GenBank genome assembly.